Messenger RNA from Patiria miniata (bat star), 1834 nucleotides. RefSeq names its product E3 ubiquitin-protein ligase TRIM71-like. The transcript has a single exon. Gene Ontology annotation, biological process: positive regulation of DNA-templated transcription. The record is from RefSeq and is a predicted model, not a curated record. Gene Ontology annotation, molecular function: ubiquitin-protein transferase activity; zinc ion binding. NCBI's taxonomy places the organism in Eukaryota, Metazoa, Echinodermata, Asteroidea, Valvatida, Asterinidae. Gene Ontology annotation, cellular component: nucleoplasm; chromatin. The coding region runs from base 14 to 1834 and encodes 606 amino acids.
CUGUAGGAUCAAGAUGGCGACUGGUGGUAUCACAGCAGAGUCAAUUUUGGGUUCGAUCAUCCAGGGUCAUCUGGAAUGCUCCAUCUGCCACACCCGUUACCAAGAACCCAAGAUGCUGGACUGCUCACACAGUUUCUGUCUGAGAUGCCUCCAAGAACUCAAAAAAAGCCAAAAACCAAAAGAUGACAAGAUAAGAUGUCCACUGUGUCAGAGGGAAACCAUCUUACCUGAAGGUGGAGUGGCAAAGUUGACCACCAACUACGGUCUCAUUUCCUUGGUGGAGGAAGUCACCAAACAGGAACAGCUCUUGAAAGGUGAAGUGUCAAAGGUCAUAUGUCAAGCAUGUGAUGAAGAAAAUGAAGCAAUUUCUCACUGUGCAGACUGUGAGCUGCUUCUCUGUCAGGAUUGUCAGAAAGCUCAUCAACGUUUCAACGCAAUGAAAAGUCACAAAAUAACACCUCUUUCAGAAGCAAAACACCCCAAAGCCUCAAAGAAAUCAGACUGUGAAAUUCAUACAAAUCGUGAACUGUCCCUCUACUGCAAUACUUGUGAGAAACUCAUCUGCAAACAAUGUGUGGCUACAAACCACAAUGAAAACACACAUUGCUUUUUUGAUUUAGACACAGCUUUUGACAUGUGCAUGGAAGAUGCUCAUAAAGGGAAUUUGAAUUACAAGACAAAGACAUCUGUCAAAAUUGCCAGAAGCUGCCAAACUGUGCGCCAGAAACUGACAGCCAAGUUAGCUGAGACAAACAGUCAGAUAUCAAAAAUUGUGCAGGAGAAACUUGGACAAAUCAGACGCGAAGAAAAGCAAUUGAGGAUAAAUGCUUUGGCAACGUACAGAAGAAAAGACAAGAGACUGGCAGAAAUGGAGUUUGCAGAGCAGGCAAAGAAAAUGGUUGGCAGUGAGACGACAAAGGCAAAUAAACUUGAACUUUUGAAACUUAGACAAGACCUCUUGCAUGACUACAGAGACGUAGUUGAGGAGCAAAGUGAAGAUGUAACUCAUGACAUCUCAUUCCUCAGCUUGAAGGAGAAUCGUGAAUCCGUUAGUCUUGGGAAACUGUUGACAGAAGAGAAAUGGGCAUUGGCGACCGAAAUAUCACAAGUCACCGGGAACUUCAUUGCAGCCUUCUCCACAGGUGAUAUGGUGGUAGCAGACAACAACUCAAGGUCAAUAACUAAACUCAGUCCAAAUGGUGAAGUCUUAUAUGUCCUAAGUAGAAACACUGUAGAAGACUUUGUUGCUAUGGCAGUAAAUAAAGAUGACCAUCUUAUUCUACUAACACAACAUGCAGUUGAGUUUUUCAGCAAAGACUUUCAGCUCUUACACCAAUUCAAAACACAAUAUUACCAUGCCUUUCCAACAGGUCUUGCGGUAGAUGACGACAACCUGAUAGCACUGGCUUAUAAAACCGGACAAGAAUGUGUAAAAUUAUUCAGGCCUUCAGAUGGAUACUAUAUCAAUUCACUUGAAGCUCCAAAGAUAGACAAGCAUUUCACCAUCAGCAACAAGCAGUUCACCUACACCAACAGGGAGAAAAAUCUCUUAGCAAGUGUUGAUUUUCAGGGAAACAAGAGAUUCGUAGUUGAACUUAAAGAAAACUUUACACCCCGUGGGGUGUGUUGUGACAAAGUUGGUGAUAUUUAUAUUUUAAUGGUUCACGAACUGGCACAAAGUUGUCCAGAAAUCCACAAAUACAACAUGAAGGGCAAUUUCAUCAAAUCAUUCAGCAUCACAUGGGAUUCUGGACCUUGUGACAUCACUUAUACUCCAGACAAUAAGUUAGCAGUGAUUUGUACAGAGUGUGUACUGAUAUAUCAAAGAGUGUAA